Molecule: messenger RNA, 1806 nt
Organism: Neomonachus schauinslandi (Hawaiian monk seal)
Lineage: Eukaryota; Metazoa; Chordata; Mammalia; Carnivora; Phocidae
Gene: FEZF2
Product: FEZ family zinc finger 2
Exons: 5
Coding region: 316-1710 (464 amino acids)
Biological process (GO): regulation of transcription by RNA polymerase II
Molecular function (GO): DNA-binding transcription factor activity, RNA polymerase II-specific; RNA polymerase II cis-regulatory region sequence-specific DNA binding
Source: RefSeq, a predicted model, not a curated record
GGCGCCAGUUGCCUCCUUUUAAAGUUUGAGGGGCGGUGGCGGCGGCGGCCGGCAGGCGCGGGGGAACACAGGGGCCGCUACGGGAGCCGCGCCGCCGCCCAUGUCAUUCCACUUCAAGUGACUUCAUGUGAUGUCAGCUGAAUGUAAAAGACAGUGAUCUCACGCGGAGGGGAAGAUGUUUGCCAUCAAAAUGUGACAGAGGAGACACGCUGCAUGGCUCGGAACGCAUCUCCUUGGCGGUGGGGGAAAGAGACUUAGAGGAGAGAGGCUGCGCCCUGGCCCAGUCCGGCACGGCAAGGCUCGGCUCAGCGCGCCAUGGCCAGCUCGGCUUCCCUGGAGACCAUGGUGCCCCCGGCCUGCCCGCGCGCUGGAGCGUCGCCGGCCACUUCCAAGACGCUAGCCUUCUCCAUCGAGCGCAUCAUGGCUAAGACGUCGGAGCCCCGUGCGCCCUUUGAGCCCCGGCCGGGGACGCUGGAGGCAGACGGCGGCCAGGGCAAGAAAUUGCUCAACCUCUGCUCGCCGCUGCCCUGUAUGAUCCCCCUCCAGCCCCUAGGCUACGAGGUGCCGUCCAAGACGCUGCUCAGUUACUCCGAGCUCUGGAAAAGCAGCCUCCGGGCGGGCGGCGGUGGAGGAGGAGGAGGCGGCGGCGGCGGCGGCGGCGGCGGCGGCGGUGGCGGGGGGGCCCCGGUGUGCGGCGCCAGCGGCUUGUGCAAAACCAACUGUGGCGUGUGCUGCAAGGCCGAUCUGGGCCUGGCGCCGUCUGCGCUGCCGGCGGGCAGGGUCAUCAAGCCGCAGGUCAUCAACCAGGCGGUGGGGCUGCCGGCCAGCGGCUCGCUCUACUACUUCAACUACCUGGACUCUGCCGCGUACCCGCCGUCUGAGCUCCUCGGAGGCCACCUCUUCCCAUCCGGCCUCCUCAAUGCACAGGCCCCCGCCGCCCUGGCUGCGCACCCCAAGCUCUUUUUGCUGGAGAACGCCAAGUUGGCCGGCCUGGCCGCGGACAAGUUCCCCCAUCCGGCCCCCUAUGCCCAUAAGGAGCGCUUGCCCGCGCCGCUGGAGCAGGUGCUGAAGGAGAACUCGGCUCUGACCGCCGAGCGCGGUGGCGUCAAGGGCCACAGCAAGCUGCCCGGGGGCUCUGCGGACGGCAAGCCCAAAAACUUCACCUGCGAGGUGUGCGGCAAGGUGUUUAAUGCGCACUAUAACCUCACCCGCCACAUGCCGGUCCACACCGGAGCCAGACCGUUCGUGUGCAAAGUCUGCGGCAAAGGCUUCCGCCAGGCCAGCACUCUCUGCAGACACAAAAUUAUCCACACCCAGGAAAAGCCGCAUAAAUGCAACCAGUGCGGCAAAGCCUUCAACCGCAGUUCCACGCUCAACACGCACAUCCGCAUCCACGCGGGCUACAAGCCCUUCGUCUGCGAAUUUUGCGGCAAAGGCUUUCACCAAAAAGGGAACUACAAGAACCACAAGCUGACCCACAGCGGCGAGAAGCAGUACAAAUGCACCAUCUGCAACAAGGCCUUCCACCAGGUCUACAACCUGACCUUCCACAUGCACACCCACAACGACAAGAAGCCUUUCACGUGCGCCACUUGCGGCAAAGGGUUUUGCAGAAACUUUGACUUAAAGAAACACGUGCGCAAACUCCACGACAGCGUGGGGCCUACUGCGCCCUCCACAAAGGACCUGACUCGGACAGUGCAGAGCUGAGAGCUACUGCCUCGCCCUCCCUUCCAGCCCCAUCCAGCCCGAAAACAGAUCACACGUAUAAACUUAUUUCUAAAAUUAAAAGAAAAUUAAAAAAAA